This is a messenger RNA of Amborella trichopoda, 1726 nucleotides long. RefSeq lists its product as uncharacterized. Lineage: Eukaryota; Viridiplantae; Streptophyta; Magnoliopsida; Amborellales; Amborellaceae. The record is from RefSeq and is a predicted model, not a curated record.
GUUCGAAUGUCCAAACAUAUCAGUUUUAUGGGUUCCGGAUGGUAAGAAAAUUAAGAUAAAAUAAAAUAUAAAAAUUCAUAAAAAUAAAACCUCAACCCAAAAUAUAGAUCAUGCGGCAUCUUCUCUCUCAUCCAUACAUCAAUUUCUCAAUAAUAAAACUAAAGGGGUUUAAUUACUCAAAAAAAGAAAUAAUAACAAGAAUUUAAAGCUGUACUCUCAGCUGAAAUCCGGGAAGAGGCCGUAACUGUUUGCAUGCGCCGUGCCUCACUAGGCCACUUGCUGCAUCGAGAAGACAGUGACCCUGCAGUAAAAGCCGAAGUGUUGUUACUGUGACAUAGACUAUCCUUCUCUCUAGUUACUUAGCAACUAAGUACCUGUGUCUCUCUCUCUCUCUCUCUCUCUCUCACUCUCUUUCUCUCUCCUUCAAACCUAAUCGACGGCAAAAGAAAUCUCUAACUCAAGAAGCAAGAAGGAAGAAAACGAUGAGGCCAUCUUCUUCGGUAGCAGCAGCAACAGCAAGUGGAAGAAGUGGCAGUAGAGGGAACGGGGGCGUGACGCCAUGCUGCAGUAAGGUGGGUAUGAAGCGAGGGCCAUGGACCCCGGAGGAGGACGAGGUGUUGGUGGCAUACAUCGCUCGUGAAGGGGAGGGCCGCUGGCGAACACUCCCCAAGCGUGCGGGCCUCCUACGCUGCGGAAAGAGCUGCCGGCUGCGCUGGAUGAAUUAUCUGAGGCCGUGUGUGAAACGUGGGCAUAUCGCCCCCGAUGAGGAAGACCUCAUCCUUCGACUCCACCGCCUCCUCGGGAAUCGGUGGUCCCUCAUUGCCGGCAGGAUCCCGGGACGCACCGAUAACGAGAUCAAGAAUUUCUGGAACACUCAUCUGUCAAAGAAGCUCAUCUCUCAAGGCAUCGACCCCAGGACCCACAAACCGCUCUUGCCUUCUUCUCCUCCUGGCCCUCUUCAAAACCCUAAUAAUAAUAUGAAGAAUGUAAUCCCUCCUGUGGUUAGAAGCCCUCAAAUUUCUCAAAACCCUAAACCUCCUCAUGCUUCCACCCAUUUCUCAGCACCGCUGUCACCUUAUCCUCCUGAAAACCCUAACCCUGAUGGCAACUGUGAAGGUUUUCUGGAAGAGAGUGGGAGUGGAUCGGAGGUAGGAUUUCAAUACUCUUACGAUGAUGAAUUUGACCAUGAGGUGACGACCAUGGCGACUGAGAAUGUGUUUGAAAUGGGAAACCCGAAUAGCGAUGGUAGUGGAGACAAUGAGUAUAACUCCGAGGACACGUUCUCAUCCUUCUUGGACUCUCUUAUCAGUGGUGAUGAUGACUUCCUCUUGCAGGAGCAACAACAGCUUAUGGUUGCACCGGAGAUGACGAUGAAUGCAAGUGAACCUCAAUGUUCUUACUGGGAUCGCACCUUAUUGCCAACACCGCUCAUCUCCGACCAUGAGGGUCCUUCCACUGAUAAAUAAGUUGGGUUCUAGCAUCUUCCUUUUUCAUGAGAUCUGCAAAAGCAAAUAGUAUGGUUGAUGAUUUAAGCAUCUUCAUGGUCCAGUAGAGGCUUGUAUUUGAAUUAUAUUAUGGCUCCUAAUAAUUUUGAAAUUUGUUUUAUUUCGUUUUCAAAGAGUGUAUGUGUAUUGGGUUUCUGAAUGUCGAAUGCUUGGGCUUGUAAUUCACUUGAAGCAUUGUAAGAUUUCACUCCUAUCUAAUAAGCAUGGUGGUUUUUAUCUAA